GUGAGUGAAAUUCGGGACACGCAAACCUGUUUGUCCCCUUUGGAAGAUUUCACCCGCCUUUUAGCAGCAAGGGCAUUGAAAGUAAAGAUGAUUUCAUAACAUGGUAGCCUUCAUCCUGUUUGGCAGUCCAAGGCUGCUCUUUCUGCAUGUCAGUCAGGGAGAAAAGAUAACGUAUGAAAUCAAACACAACGCGCCUAAGGUUUCCCUUGAAAGAAAAAUGUUUCCUGUUUAGAAGGAAUCUCAAAAGCAGCUGUCCAAACAGCCUCUCUCUCUCUAUUUUUCUAUCGCACGAAUCGCUCCCUCUCCUCUUUUGAAGUUUAGAAAACGGGCUGGUCCUCGGAGUGAUGUCACCUCCCUCCCGUACGGGCAAUCGACCACUAGCGGCGCGCGUCCCCGAAGAGACGCUCGGCACCCCUCGUUACGCACGGAACCUUAACCGCACGCGACAUGCGUUGCCUCCCAUUGACGAUGCGUUCGGAACUACUUCGUCGCAUCGGGACUUUUGCGGGGUCUUGUAGCGGCGGCUUAGCGUUAGGCUCCGGCAGCAGUGAUUCUUUCGGAGGUCGUUACCAUUACGCGCGCUUCGACUCGACGUCUCGGCUGUGCGGGAGGACAAGCGGAAGGCGCACGCACCAACAUGACGCACCGGGGCAGUUUUGAGCCGCGAUGGAUCCGAGUGAGGUGAACGUGUUCGAAAAUGUCUCCCGUGAUAUUAACGGCACGGACGCGCCGCUCGAGUGGCCCCACGCGAUGCCGGCCGCUGCGCUCAUCAUCGCGGUGGUGGCCGCGAUCAUCUCCGUGACGAUCGUGGGGAACGUGUUGGUGAUCGUGGCGGUGCUGACGAGCAGGGCUCUCCGCGCCCCUCAAAACCUCUUCCUGGUUUCUUUGGCCUCGGCGGACAUCCUGGUGGCCACCCUGGUCAUCCCCUUCUCGCUGGUAAACGAGGUGAUGGGCUACUGGUACUUCGGAAGCACUUGGUGCGCAUUUUAUCUGGCGCUGGACGUGCUGUUCUGCACCUCCUCGAUCGUGCACCUGUGCGCCAUCAGUUUGGAUCGCUAUUGGUCCGUCACCAAGGCGGUGAGCUACAACCUGAAGAGGACUCCGAAGCGCAUUAAAUCCAUGAUCGCGAUGGUGUGGGUGAUCUCGGCGGUCAUCUCCUUCCCCCCUCUCCUCAUGACCAAGCACGAUGAGCGUGAGUGUCUGAUCAACGACGAGACCUGGUAUAUCCUCUCCUCCUGCGCUGUGUCCUUCUUUGCGCCGGGUCUCAUCAUGAUCUUGGUCUACUGUAAGAUCUACAAAGUGGCAAAGCAGCGCUCCUCCACGGUGUUCGUGGCCAAAAACGGACUGGAGAGGCAGCCCUCCCAGUCAGAAACCUGCUUCGUCCGCAACGACCGCUUCGAGAUGGAGAGUCCCAGCAGCCAAAGUUCGGGCAGCCAUCCGCCGAGACAAGGUGAGCUUGACGACAUCGACCUGGAGGAGAGCUGCUGUCCCUCGGAUACCAAACCACGCAAUCACCACUUUAGCGGAAGGGGGAAAAUGAAGGGCUCGGACUGCUGCUCGUCGCAGAAGCGUCGUGUUUCCUGGGCUUCGUCCCGUACGUCACAGCUCUACCCGGAGCAAAAACAUGUACCGGUCGGGCGCCAACACGCUGCCGCUGUAAACAAGACCAAAGUGGCCCAGAUGCGUGAGAAGCGCUUCACUUUCGUGCUGGCCGUGGUGAUGGGGGUUUUUGUGCUCUGCUGGUUCCCCUUCUUUUUCACCUACAGCCUCCACGCCAUCUGCAGGGACAGCUGCUACAUCCCUGGCACGCUUUUCAACCUUUUCUUUUGGAUUGGCUACUGCAACAGCUCGGUCAACCCCAUCAUUUACACCAUUUUCAAUAGGGAUUUCAGGAAAGCCUUCAAAAAAAUCAUUUGGCCCACUCCUAGGCGCACAUAAACACAGGAAGGCUUUCUGGGUGGCAAAGCUGCUUUCCCAGCUUUCUUUGGCGAGAGCGAGCAAGGAAUUCAGGCAGAUUAACACAACUCAGCCUGGAGCUGAUUAUUUCCCCUCUGCACAAUUAUGAAGUGACUCCUGGAACAAUGGGUGUUGUACUGUACACAUGCAGACCACAAUGUUUACUAAAAUGUUGAGCAAAGUCCAAAAUAUAUGAAUAACCCUCUGGAAUGUGCACGGUCAGUAUUAAAAAUGUACCUCAAAAAUGCUUCCGUUGGUGACUGUCUGCAAACAUUUAAGAAAA
This is a messenger RNA of Hippocampus zosterae (dwarf seahorse), 2239 nucleotides long. It is a transcript of the gene adra2db, whose product is annotated as adrenergic, alpha-2D-, receptor b. Gene Ontology annotation, biological process: adenylate cyclase-activating adrenergic receptor signaling pathway; regulation of smooth muscle contraction; platelet activation. Gene Ontology annotation, cellular component: membrane. The transcript has a single exon. NCBI's taxonomy places the organism in Eukaryota, Metazoa, Chordata, Actinopteri, Syngnathiformes, Syngnathidae. Gene Ontology annotation, molecular function: alpha2-adrenergic receptor activity. Bases 667 to 1938 code for a protein of 423 amino acids. The record is from RefSeq and is a predicted model, not a curated record.